Guillardia theta CCMP2712 is the source of this 165-nucleotide messenger RNA. RefSeq lists its product as hypothetical. The record is from RefSeq and is a predicted model, not a curated record. The annotation marks the transcript as partial. Gene Ontology annotation, cellular component: spliceosomal complex. Gene Ontology annotation, biological process: spliceosomal complex disassembly. The transcript has a single exon. NCBI's taxonomy places the organism in Eukaryota, Cryptophyceae, Pyrenomonadales, Geminigeraceae.
AUACCCGACCACUACGCGACGCUUGGAGUGUCGCCUGACGCAGACAUGAAGACGAUCAAGAAAGUGUUCCGCGAGAUGGCGAUCGAACUGCAUCCUGACAAGGUUGGCGACGAUCCCGUGAAGCUAGCUCGCUUCCAUGCCAUCCAGACUGCUUCGGACGCGCUG